AUGGAGACCUCGAUGGCUUCCGAGGAUACGAGGGCCGGAGGCCGCUCACGUCGUGUCUCGCAACCGCCGGCAUACCUGCGUUCGUCAUACCAGUUGACGAUGCCGCGAGGUCGGCUGUCGAACGGGAAGCGUGGGGCGACCGUUCCCAAGCGCCUGAGCUUGUCCAAUAAGGGAAAGGAGGUGGCACAUUCAGAGCAAGAUGACGGCACGGGUGCAGAGAGUGCAGAUUCGUCGGAGCACAGUGAGGAAGAGGACGAGGAAAGCGACGACACAUCUGCGUCAGGAUCACACGAGGAAUCCGCCGACCUGGGUGCUGGAGGGAAGACGAACGACGAUGGAUGUGUGGGAAUAUCCGCGGCCAAUGCUGACAUGCGCACACAUCAAGAUGCGCGGGACACGGAUGUGGCUCGAGGCGACGGCCGAGGACAGGCGGACGGACUUGUUGGCCGCACACGCGUGAACACCUUGGACGCCAACGGCGAUGACGUGCGCAUCCCUAGCCGGAUCCUCGAGCAACUCAUACAGGCGCAGGACAAGAGCGCCAAGGAGAACGCGCGGUUGGAGGCGCUGUUCUUGAAUGCGAUGUCUCGGCCUUCCGGUGGCUCUCGUAAGCAUAAGGCUCAGAAGCAGAGAGACCCGGGGCAGGGUUGUAUGAACCCGAAGCAUCAGCGUGGUGAGACGUGGAGUGGCGGGUCCGACGGCGACGGCGAGGAUGACGAUGACGACACGCAUGGUUCUGGUGGCCGUCAUAUGCGUACCACCAAGUCUCCUAUUCUACAACGCGUGUUGGAGCAUUUGCCGACGGACAAGGCGUGGAAGGUGAGCGGGCAUGUUACCGCUGAGGCCCUAUUUCCGUUCGUCAGGGUUUGCAAGCUGGCCAGUGUGCACAUGUUUCUCAACAGGCCGACGUCGACGAUGACCUUCUACCCGAGCAGCGACGAUAAGACUCACGGAGUGUGUGCGGUGCUGGACCGCCUGCCGCAUAGCUUCGCCUGUUUGGCGUUGGCGGCUGACAAGUCGCGUCGCGCGGAUCUCAACAAGACGCUCUCUGAGUGGAAGACAAGGGCUGCCGCACGCGUGCGAGACAUUGCACUUCCCAAGCUCGGAUUGUUCCGCGACGACAGGGACGCAUGCAGCCCAUGGGCGCCCGAGAAGGCACGCAGUAUCGAUAAGAUCAGGGAGCGCAUUGGUCUUGGCGCUGACCCCCCUGGUGAGUGCAUUCUACCACAGCAGAGAGGGUUACCUACCUGGGCGAACGACCCUGAUGGCAUGCCGUUUGCCUCCCGGACAUUCGCGACAUGUGCGAAGGCUGCAUUCAGGCCCAAGAAGGCCGGGCUGGUGAUGACACUGAAGGUGUACCACCUGGCCUGGUUGGAGCAUGUGGUCUCCGACUGCGUCCUCUACUGGGAGGAGAGGAAAGGCCGGCUUUCCAACUCGGCCGGCGGCAACGCACACGUCGUGGACGGCCUCAAGGUCCUGGUGAAGGAGGCCGUGGAGAGGGCGAUCAGGAUCCGCAACCCGGAGUAUGACGCGGAGCGAGAGGCGUGGAUCUGGGGGCGCCAUGGACUGCGCAUCUCUGCGUGCGGCCUGGAGCACAUGAAGCCCACCGCCGCAGCUCAGUCCGAAGAGCCUGCGGGGGACGACGACCUCUCGGCGUCAGUUGGUGAUGAGUAG
Closterium sp. Yama58-4 is the source of this 1674-nucleotide messenger RNA. The record is from the annotation of a GenBank genome assembly. Lineage: Eukaryota; Viridiplantae; Streptophyta; Zygnematophyceae; Desmidiales; Closteriaceae.